Molecule: messenger RNA, 1085 nt
Organism: Ornithodoros turicata
Lineage: Eukaryota; Metazoa; Arthropoda; Arachnida; Ixodida; Argasidae
Product: venom protease-like
Exons: 9
Coding region: 33-1061 (342 amino acids)
Biological process (GO): proteolysis
Molecular function (GO): serine-type endopeptidase activity
Source: RefSeq, a predicted model, not a curated record
CGUCCGUUAUUUAAGCACUACGUGUAAAUACAAUGCUCUAUCUAUCAAAGCCAACACCUGCGGCUGACGUCGAAAUGUCUGUUGAGGCGUAUUGUGCCAUGACUUUGCUUCUCCUGUUCCCGUCCCUCGUCUGUUCAGUGCAAAUAGUUAUCCCCGAGGUAAUUAGUCAGGAGGGAAGCGCACCGCCACACAAUUGGACAGAUGGAGGCGGCAAGGAGUCUCCAAGCACUUCAAGUACGCUCACCUUUUCAGGAUCGCCAAACACUUCGAGUUCGUCGUGUGGGAAGAGUCAUUCCAGGUCUAAGCGAGUGGUCGGUGGGGAUCCCGUCUCCUCCAGUCAUUUUCCCUGGACGGUGGCCAUCUUCCUGGAAGGCGCGGUCUACCCGUACUGCGCAGGCGUAGCGUUAUCCGGAAAUUACAUUCUUACUGCGGCCCACUGUAUGCGAGGGAAAACAGCAGACAUGAUAUUUAUAGGCUAUGGAUCCCAGUACAUGGAUUACGAGAGAAUGGACGGCAGUGAGAAGCACGUAGUACGUGUGGACAUCAUCUACAAACAUCCCAGCUUUCGGGACAUCAUCCACGGGGACGACAUCGCAGUCCUCAAGCUGCGGGACUUCCUCAGGGUCUCUGACGACAUUGUCUGCCCCAUCUGUCUCCCAGAGGGCAUCGAUACGAAUACCUUGGUUGGCCAGGAUGGAGUGGUCGCAGGCUGGGGUAGAAUCUCUUACGGUGGUCAGCACAGCGGGCUUCUGCGUGCGGUCAAGUUGCCCAUCAUUUCCCACCAGGAGUGUUGUAGGGUCUUCAAGAAUGUAAUCACCGUGCGUGAGGAAAUGUUCUGCGCGGGAGACCUGCUUGGCAAAAAGGAUGCCUGUCAGGGUGAUUCUGGUGGGGCCCUUAUGUGGAUGGACCCGGACAGCGACCGUUGGUACGUCUUGGGAAUCGUCUCAUUCGGUGUGAAAUGCGCUGAACCAGGCUAUUACGGCACAUACACCAAAGUGAGCAGCUACAUCUCUUGGAUAUGUCACGUUACAGCUCUGUGUCUCUCAGUCUCUUCGGAAUAAACGUUUAUCACGUUGCACGCUCAA